AUGGUGAAGAAUCAAGAUGGGAGUAUACAUUAUGAAGGUGGGAGGGUAAAAGGAAGAGCAAUUAAUGAAGGCACAACACUUGAAGAGUUGAAAAGAAUUAUAAGAUCAUGUAUUGGGUUGGAAACAAAUAUAUUGGAGAUGAAGUAUACCAUAAAACCUGAAAUGAACACAUUAGUUGACCUUGAAGAUGAUGAAGAAGUUGCUAAUUUGAUAGAGUUCAAUGACAGUACUGCCUAUGUUUAUAUUGUUGGCAAUGAUGUUAGUAAUAUAGACAUGGUAACCGAGUCACAUGAGGGAUUGUCACAAAUUAGUAGGCAUUCAAUUAGCUUGAAUGAACUCAACCAUGAACCCGAAUCGAUACCUCUUUCAAUGAGCAUUGCACCAGCACCGUUACCCGAGUUUAAUGCUUUAAAAUGGAAAGAUUUGCUUUAUAGAGCUGGGCAAAUGUUCCAUAAUGCUGUAGAAUUUAGACAAGUACUCUACAAGUUUAGCAUUGGAAAUAAGUUUUGUUAUAGUUUUGUGAAAAAUAACGCAAAAAAGGUUAUUGCAAAGUGCAAGGUGGAUGGGUGCAAAUGGAGAGUGAGUGCAUAUGCCAUUUCUGAAACAAGUCCUGUAUUAAGGGUAACAUCAUUAUGUAAUGAGCAUGCACACUCAGCACAAGAUACAUUAGUUGUUCAGCAGAAGGCUAAUGUAAAUCUAACUUCAUCUAUAAUAAUCGAUGAACUAAAGUCAAAUGUUGACAAAACUCCUAAUGAGAUUAGACGGGACCUGUACCAAGAAUUUGGGCUUACCCUUACUUAUAGCCAGGCAUACAGGGGAAAAGAGAGAGCAAUGGAGGAGUUGCAUGGUGCUCCUGAAGAUUCAUACAAACCUAUUUUGUAUGUUGAUGGAUGUCACUUGAGCGGGCCGUAUAAAGGAACAUUGUUAUCAGCUUCUGCUCAUGAUGCAGAUAAUGAUCUAUUUCCGGUGGCUUAUGUAAUAGUUAGUGGGGAGAAGUUACAAGAAUGGACUUGGUUUAUACAUAACUUGAAAGAUAUUAUGGGGUCUUUAGAAGUGACUAUUAUAUCUGAUAGACACAAUGCAAUUAUUGGUGCUGUGGGAGCUGUUUUUGGAGCGAAUAGACAUGCAUUUUGCUAUCGGCACAUCAAAGAAAAUUUUAGUGCAGAGUUUGUAAAGAUUGGAAGAUGUGGAAGAAGAGCUACCACAACAAGCAAGGAGGAUGCAUUGAAGUUGUUGGAUGCUAUAGCAUAUGCUAGAAUUUAUCUUGAAUUUAAUAGAGCAAUGGGAAAUUUGAGAGCUUUUUGUCUAGAGUUGGCUCAAUGGUUGGAAACUAAUGGUGACAUUAAUAGAUGGGCCUUGUCAAAAUUCCCUUUUUGUAGGUGGGAAAACAUAACUAAUAAUUUGUCUGAAUCUUUCAAUGCUUGGCUAGUUAAAGAAAGGAAAUAUAGUGUGGUCACACUACUUCUUGAACAUCAAGAAAAGCUUGCGAGUAAGAUGUAUGCAAGCAAAGUUGCUAUGAGCAAGUGGCAGAAUGGUAUUGGGCCAAACAUUGAGGGAAAGUUGAAGGCUAAUGUUGCACGGGCGGAAGUAAUGUUAGCUAACCAUCAUUCAGGUAACUUGCUGAGUGUGAAGAUAGGAGACAUUCAUUUGCGGGUUGACCUAUCUCUUAGAGAAUGUACAUGUCAAGCUUGGCAGAUGUCUGGAAUCCCUUGUGCCCAUGCAUGUGCAGCUAUAAAAAAGGUUUAUGGUAAUGUGUACUCUUAUGUGGAAAGAUGUUACAAUUUGAGAUCUCAGGAGAAAAUAUAUAAGGACACAAUAAUCCCCAUCGAGACAAAUGACAUGCCACGAGUGAAUGCGUUAACAAUUACCGAGAUGAUGACAGAAACCUUCCUAAGGCCCCCUACUACCUCUCAUCCUCCUGGUCGGCCCCAAUCAGUGAGAAGAGAGUCUCAAUCACAACGCAAGAAGAUUUAUUAUUGUGCAAGAUGUGGCCAAAGUAGUCACACGCGUAGGACAUGUCGAAAUCCUAACCCUACAUGA
This is a messenger RNA of Prosopis cineraria, 2040 nucleotides long. RefSeq lists its product as uncharacterized. Bases 1 to 2040 code for a protein of 679 amino acids. The record is from RefSeq and is a predicted model, not a curated record. Gene Ontology annotation, molecular function: zinc ion binding. Lineage: Eukaryota; Viridiplantae; Streptophyta; Magnoliopsida; Fabales; Fabaceae. The transcript has 3 exons.